Molecule: messenger RNA, 1219 nt
Organism: Ceratosolen solmsi marchali
Lineage: Eukaryota; Metazoa; Arthropoda; Insecta; Hymenoptera; Agaonidae
Product: coiled-coil domain-containing protein 94
Exons: 2
Coding region: 179-1219 (346 amino acids)
Biological process (GO): mRNA splicing, via spliceosome
Cellular component (GO): U2-type catalytic step 1 spliceosome
Source: RefSeq, a predicted model, not a curated record
UGUAUGUCUUGUUACUCUAAAAAGUAAACUUCCUUUCUGUUGUCAAAAGGCCAUGUUGACAAAGAAUAUGGCACUAUGGUUCUGUAAUCUGUAAUAUGUACAUCUCAUAAUAUAAAUUUUUUCAUCCGACGAAUUGGUUUGUUGAGAAUAACAGUAGGCGAUAAUAUAGUUAAGCAAAAUGUCGGAACGUAAAGUAUUAAACAAAUACUAUCCACCGGAUUUCGAUCCAUCGAAGAUUCCGCGUAUGAAAUUGGCGCGGAAUCGUCAAUAUACAGUUCGUUUGAUGGCCCCUUUUAAUAUGAGAUGCAAGACUUGCGGUGAAUACAUUUAUAAGGGUAAAAAGUUUAAUGCUCGGAAAGAAGAUGUGGAAGGCGACACUUAUCUAGGUAUUCGAAUAUAUAGAUUUUAUAUAAAGUGUACUAGAUGCUUACAAGAAAUUUCAUUCAAAACUGAUCCAAAAAAUACUGAUUACGAGAUCGAGGCUGGUGCAACUAGAAAUUUUAUGGCAUUAAAAUUAGCCGAAGAGCAGGCCAAACGAGAGGAAGAUGAAGAAAAGGAAGAAGAAGCCACAAAUCCUAUGAAAUUGCUUGAGAAAAGAACGCAUCAGUCGAAACAAGAACUGGAACUUUUAGAAUCACUGGAAGAACUUAAAGAUUUAAAUCGUAGACAGCAAGCUAUAAAUUAUGACCAAAUGCUAGAACAAUACGAUAUAAUAGCUGCUAGGCAAAGGACGGAAAAAGAACAAGAAGAAUACGAUGAACAGCUUAUUAAGCAAAUAUUCAAAAAUAAAAAUAAUAUAGCAGGAAAGGUUAUAGAGGAAGAAAUUAUUGAGGCAGAAGAUAAUAAUGAAAUGGAACCACCAAAGAAAAUUCAAAAGCUAUCUGCCCCAUCGGCUGGAACAGCAUUUUCUGGAAUUCCAUUAAGAUCAAGUAUGAGUAUAGCGGAUAAAAGGAAAAAUCUUGGUAUUAAAGUAAAAUCUGUAAAUAAAUGUGUCACGUCAACUAUUAGCUCUAAUACCGUUAUGCAUGAUAUAGAGAAUGAUCAAGUAAGCAAAUGUUCUAAUAAUAUAAGUAACGUAGAUAGCGAACAAGAAAAUGUACAUAGAGUUGACGGUGGUAGUAAUAUUAUGAAACAAGAAAGCACGGGCAGUACUGUUAAGACAGCAAGUGGACUUUCAUUAUUAGGCACUUAUUCAGGAAGCAGCGAGGAAAGCGAUUGA